Vespula vulgaris is the source of this 12257-nucleotide messenger RNA. It is a transcript of the gene AGO1, whose product is annotated as protein argonaute-2. The transcript has 12 exons. Gene Ontology annotation, molecular function: RNA binding; protein binding. Lineage: Eukaryota; Metazoa; Arthropoda; Insecta; Hymenoptera; Vespidae. The record is from RefSeq and is a predicted model, not a curated record. The coding region runs from base 95 to 2962 and encodes 955 amino acids.
AUUUCUGGAAAAGAAGAAAAAUAUUAUUUUAGUAGUUUACUUUUUAUUUUAGUUAUUACAAAUUAUAAUUAUUAAAACUUGAAUACUCAAAAAUAUGAAGAAAAUGAAAACUAAUAUUAUAAUAACGAAGAGACUACACAUACAUAUAAAAGAAAUAUUAUGUUUCAGGAACAUCAUGGCUCAAAUGGAGCAACAACUACCUAUACCUAUGCCGGAUUUAAGUACUCUUCGUAUAACAACUGCAGUUUCUAUGCUUGGUAAAGCAUAUGGAUGCGGACAGUGCAGUGCCCCCCCACCUGGACCAACAACAAGUACUUCUGUUGGAACGGCCGGAGCAACUGGGAGCAAUGUCGUCGCUCCUAGUUCUUUGGGCCUCGUUCCUGCACAACAAACACAUACUCCGCCUCAACCUCCAGAACUGCCAAUGUUUUCAUGCCCACGAAGGCCCAACAUAGGUCGUGAAGGUAGACCAAUUGGAUUGAGAGCAAAUCAUUUCCAAAUUACAAUGCCACGAGGCUAUGUGCAUCAUUAUGAAAUUAAUAUACAACCUGACAAAUGCCCUCGCAAAGUCAAUAGGGAAAUCAUAGAAACAAUGGUACAUGCAUAUAGCAAGAUUUUCGGAACUCUUAAACCUGUGUUUGAUGGAAGAAAUAACCUGUAUACAAGGGACCCUUUGCCUAUUGGAACUGAUAAAAUAGACUUAGAGGUAACACUGCCUGGUGAGGGUAAAGAUCGUGUUUUCAGAGUGGUAAUAAAAUGGGUAGCUCAGGUUUCAUUAUUUGCCUUAGAAGAAGCGCUCGAAGGACGUACAAGACAAAUUCCAUAUGACGCUAUUCUUGCAUUAGAUGUUGUAAUGAGACAUUUACCAUCGAUGACUUACACACCAGUAGGUAGAUCAUUUUUCAGUAGUCCGGAUGGAUAUUAUCAUCCAUUAGGUGGAGGCAGAGAAGUAUGGUUUGGCUUUCAUCAAUCUGUGAGACCGUCUCAAUGGAAAAUGAUGUUGAAUAUUGAUGUUUCUGCAACUGCAUUUUAUAAAGCUCAACCUGUCAUAGAAUUUAUGUGCGAAGUAUUAGAUAUUAGAGAUGUAAACGAACAAAGGAAACCACUUACAGAUUCUCAAAGAGUUAAAUUUACCAAAGAAAUCAAAGGGCUCAAAAUAGAAAUAACUCAUUGCGGAACGAUGAGACGAAAAUACAGAGUAUGCAAUGUUACACGUAAACCGGCACAAAUGCAAUCAUUCCCGCUGCAAUUGGAAAAUGGACAAACCGUCGAAUGUACCGUUGCAAAAUACUUUUUGGACAAGUAUAAAAUGAAAUUGCGUUAUUCGCAUCUUCCUUGUUUGCAAGUGGGACAGGAACAUAAACACACAUAUUUACCACUUGAGGUGUGUAACAUUGUAGCGGGACAACGUUGUAUAAAAAAGUUAACAGAUAUGCAAACGUCUACUAUGAUUAAAGCAACAGCACGUUCAGCACCAGAUCGCGAACGAGAAAUUAAUAAUUUAGUAAGGCGAGCUGACUUUAAUAAUGAUUCUUAUGUUCAAGAAUUUGGUUUGAGUAUAUCAAACAAUAUGAUGGAAGUUCGAGGCCGUGUAUUGCCUCCACCCAAAUUACAAUACGGAGGGCGCGUAAGUUCCCUCAGUGGACAGACGAAACAACAAGCAAUGCCCAAUCAAGGUGUUUGGGAUAUGCGAGGUAAACAGUUCUUCACGGGAGUUGAGAUCAGAGUAUGGGCAAUUGCUUGUUUUGCCCCGCAAAGAACAGUACGAGAAGACGCGUUACGCACAUUCACCACACAAUUGCAAAAAAUAAGUAACGAUGCUGGAAUGCCAAUUAUCGGACAACCAUGUUUCUGUAAAUAUGCUACUGGGCCAGAUCAAGUUGAACCUAUGUUUCGAUAUUUAAAGUCGACUUUCCAAGCAUUGCAAUUAGUGUGCGUUGUGCUACCUGGGAAAACUCCUGUAUAUGCUGAAGUCAAAAGAGUAGGAGAUACGUUACUCGGUAUGGCAACUCAGUGCGUACAGGCGAAGAAUGUCAAUAAGACAUCUCCUCAAACUUUAUCAAAUUUAUGUCUGAAGAUUAACGUGAAAUUAGGUGGCAUCAAUAGCAUUCUGGUACCAAGUAUCAGACCAAAAGUUUUCAACGAGCCCGUUAUAUUUUUGGGAGCAGAUGUAACUCAUCCUCCUGCCGGAGAUAAUAAAAAACCUAGUAUAGCUGCUGUAGUAGGCAGUAUGGACGCUCAUCCAUCGAGGUAUGCAGCCACGGUUAGGGUACAACAACAUAGACAAGAAAUUAUACAGGAGCUCAGUUCGAUGGUCAGGGAACUUCUUGUUAUGUUUUAUAAAAGUACUGGAGGAUAUAAACCACAUAGAAUAAUUCUCUAUCGCGAUGGUGUAUCGGAGGGACAAUUUCUUCACGUCUUACAACAUGAAUUAACUGCCAUUCGUGAAGCUUGUAUCAAACUUGAAGCUGAUUAUAGGCCUGGCAUUACUUUCAUCGUAGUUCAAAAAAGACAUCACACUCGUUUGUUCUGCGCAGAUAAAAAAGAACAGAGUGGAAAAAGUGGCAAUAUCCCGGCUGGUACAACGGUUGACGUUUGUAUAACUCAUCCAACAGAGUUCGAUUUCUAUCUCUGCAGUCACCAAGGUAUUCAGGGAACAUCUAGACCAUCUCAUUAUCACGUUCUCUGGGAUGACAAUCACUUCGAGAGUGAUGAAUUGCAGUGUCUUACGUAUCAAUUGUGUCAUACGUAUGUAAGGUGUACAAGAUCCGUCAGUAUACCUGCACCAGCUUAUUAUGCCCAUCUUGUGGCAUUCAGAGCUAGAUAUCAUCUAGUAGAAAAGGAACACGAUAGCGGGGAAGGAUCUCAUCAAUCAGGCUGUAGCGAAGAUAGGACACCAGGUGCAAUGGCACGAGCAAUUACUGUUCAUGCAGACACAAAAAGAGUUAUGUACUUUGCAUAAUUCUAUCGAUGUUGUUUUCUGUAAAAAUCGAAGCACCACAUUAAUGAUAAUCAUCAUAUCUUGGACAUAGGAAACAAUUCUAGACUACUUAAAUGUUAAACGAUCUUCUUGAGUGGUCAAUUUUUUUUUACUUUUAUAAUUAUAAUAAGUCUAUCCAAAAGCGCUGAUACAAGUGGGAGAUCAAUAUUUCGAAUUCCGCUUAACGUGAUUGGAUAGACUUUCAAAAUCAUUUAGGAAGUAAGUUUUAAAGGAGGUGCUUUUAGUUAAUCAUGUUUUAAAGUAGAGUGGAGCAUUUUGCAGCUUAGCCGAUUGGUUGUUGCAUGGAAAAGUUCACAUAGACAAUUAAUAAUUAAAAAAUCGGCUGCAACGCACAUUACGCUUAUUUUUUUAGAGGUCUUAGUAUCUCUUGCAUUUGUAUGAUAUAAAUGGUCAGAUUGCUGGAUAAAAUUACAAUUAUAUAGAUCGCUUUAUGCGAGACUGUUAUACGUUUGAAUAUCAUUUGGUGUAAAUUGAAUUUGCCAGUCUUUAUGGAUGUUUUAGAUUGAUCGAUAAUGCGAUUACCAUGCUGAAAAGAUCUUAUAAAGAUAUGAUGAUGUAUGUAAGAUUACGUUUAUCAUCCAGCGUGGGCGCGAGGUUUGCGUUCUAAAACAAUGAAGCAAUGAUAAAUGCAUUAGUAAAUAAAAAGCGAACGUAGAAAAGAAUUUAUAAAGGAAUAGAGCACAAGAGUCCAGGCAGCGUCAGAAAGAGCAGCUUUAGAGUGCGAACCUCUGAGACCUACAACAAAUUUUGAAUGUAUAAAAAUCUAAAAAAAAGUUGGCCACUUCAAGUCAUGAAGUUUGAAUGAAAGGGUAAAAUAUUAAACGAGUAAAUUGUGUAAAUGUUAAUUGCCAAGAACUCUGCAAGCCAACGGCCAAAGUAAGUUAGAGAUUUACUAGAGUCAAAUUGAAAGUGAUAAUUAUGGCGAAACAAUUUGUUAUGUAAUCCCUAUAGUGUCAGAAAAUCACAUUGUGCCACAUCUAACUAAUAACAUGCUGCUAUCUUUUAUAUGGCAUAAUUUUGAUCAGUCUAAAUCUAAUGUCACCGUUCACAGUGAUUAUGAGAAUUAAUUUGAAGAUAAAAUCAUGUAACAUAUCUUUACGAGUAUAGGGAAUACAUUGAAGGGGAGUUUUAAGAACAUUUUCUAUAUGAAGUAUAUUUAUUUGUUUUUAAUAUUUAAGCGAAUACACCAUUGAAAAUGUACAAAGACAUUAGUUUUAUUUAUCUCACAUUUUAGUUUUCACUAUUACUGUUUAUUUUUUUAAAUAUGUGGCACAUAACUCACUCCUAAUUAAAUAAACACAUAUACUGACGCUGUCUGAACUGAGAUGGCACGCGAAGUUUAAUAUUGACGAUAUUAAAAAAUGUAAUGAGAGAAUUGGAAUGAAAGUAAGAAAGUUUUGUACAGUACACAAAAUAUUAUAAUCAUGCUGAUAAAAGAUACUUAUGAUUUAAGUUGAACUAGACGUUACAGGGCAUUAGAUCUGGGCUGAUAAUAAAGCCUCGUUAAUGCAGGAAAAUAUUAAAAUAGCAGUAAGAUAUUGAUUCAAUAAUAACACAGAACGUGUGAAGAAAUAUUAAAUUCUAGGAUAAGAUAUGUUUUACUGCAAACGUAAUGCAAAACUUUAAGGUCCUUACAAUUUUACUAUGUCGAGUCAUUUAAUUGAGAUUCCUUCUCGUAAGUGGAAUCGAUUUCAAUAAUCUUUUAGAACAAUAAUCGAUACAAUAAUUGUAUUAAAAGACUUGGAAGAGCUAUUAAUGUACAACCAAGAGAUAGGAUAAUGUAAUUUAUAAUUGUGUAUCGAUGUCGCCGCACGCCAGAGGACAAUUAUGUAUUUUUCGAAUCAUUAAUACAUCGAUAAAAUGAUUAUGUUGUGAGAAGAAUUUUUAUUUUCGUGAGAUAUUGUCAUUCGGGGGAUAUGUUUUUAUAUGAUUUUAGUAAAUUAUAAAUCAGUAUUAUUACCGGAAAAUUAAAAAAAAAAAAGAAAGUAAGAAAAGAAAGCAAUUCACAUAAAAACAAAAAAAAAAAAUAGAAUAUAUCAAUUUUCAUAUAUCUCAUUGACUUAUGAUUAGCCAAUACGUACAUACUCGAGAUAUGUGUUAUCAUUUGUCUGUAUUAAUGAUUCUGACAUUAGGCUUACAAGUGAUACAAAUGUAAUAUUAUUCUCGAAAGUAUGAAAAAAGGACCUUAUAUUAUCAAUAAUAUUUAUUGCAGUUAUAUAUUUAAGUAUAUAGUUUAAGAGAUUAUAUCUAUACCACUUAUAGUUGGAUCAUUUAAUACUUAGUUUUUGACUAUGUAAAAAUUAAGCAACUUUUUAUUAUGAUUUCAUAAUAGCGCAUAUUUCUUUUGAGCAUAUACAUAAAAUGAUUUGAUGGUUUUGAUUCAUCAAAAAAAAAGAAAAAAAGAAAAAAAAAAAAAGAAAAAAAACUUUACAAAGGCAGCAUGUGAACGUAAUUAUCAAAGUAGUAUAGUGGAAUGUAUGCGAAAUUGCAUAGAAGAAAAGAGAAAAGUCUUAUCCGUGUUGUUGAAAAUGUAAACGGGAACCAAAAUGUGUACGCAGAAAUAAUUAGUAGGAUAUUACGAACCAUCGAUUUUUGAAUUGUAACGAGACCAUACAGAUCUAUUAGUUUUAAGUCGACCUAUGCACGAGAAGCAGCUACAACUGUAAUCAGGGCGCAAGUAAAUACCAAAAAAAAAAAAGAAGAGAAAAGAAAAGUAAACAAAAAAAAAGAUAAAGACUUUGGAAACAGAAAGGAAGCAUAAAGUGGAUGUAAAAUAGAAAUAAUGAAUUUUAUUAACGUAAUAGGAAUAAUGUUCAAAUUGACAACCAUUAAAGUCCUGUUAAGUCCGAUUUCGUGUACGCGGCCCUCUAUGAAUUUUCUUGCGAUAAAAAUAACCAAGGUCAGACUAAAUCGAUAUUUUCCUGCGCCUAUAAAGAAAUUAGCCUCCAUUUGUAAAUAUACCUCAUUAACUUAUCCGUAGGAUCAUUUUCCACAUUGUCUGUAAACGCAGGCAAGAACGCUUAAUAAUUUGUAAUUUUUAUCUUGUAAGAGGUUGGAGAGAAAUAGGGUAUUCGUUAUACUUGUCAUGAUGAUCAUUACUUUUAAGUCAAUAUUGCAAAAUAUUAUUGUAACAAUAAUCAGACAAAAACUUCAUUGAAAAAUUCGGUUUUAUAAUAGCUUGAAAGAUUAUUUCAUUCUGAUUUAAACGAAUAUUUUAAACGAUUAAGCCAUUGAUGAAAUUAAACGGAAAAAAAAAGAAAAAAAAAAAAAAGAACGGGUGUAUAAAAUGACUUUAUUAGCGUGUAACAAAUUAAUCGGAAUUUAUUCCGAUGCGAUGAAUUCACUUUUACUAUCUAAUAUCUCAGAGAUAUUUUAAGUUGUAAGGCAAAUAAUUUAUAUGUGUAUUAUACUUGUACACAUGUGUACGUACGCGAGCAUGUAACGAGCAUGUGCGUACGUAUGUGUACCGGUAUAUACACCAUGCAUACUUAUAUAAAUACAUUUUAUCACUGAUUCAUUCGUACACAAAUGCUGUUCACGAAGUAUACAUAUGAAUUAUAAUACAAUCUUAAAACAAAAAAAAAAGAAAAAAGAAAAAAAAGAAAACCAGUAACAUGUGAGCGAUACCCAUGUAUUUUGAAAAGCUUAACAGAUUACAUUAUAAUCAUUGUAUCUAAACGAUUAAUUCUUACUACUAAUAAGCGGGCUCUUAUACUUGAAAAGUAUAUAUUUGCUUUGAAAUUGGUAUAAUCAAUGUUUUGCAAAGUGGCAAUCUCCUUAAUAUAUGCAAUAUUUAUGAUAUAUGAGUCGAACAGAUAAAAAUCAUUAUUACCAAUUAACUUUCUCACACAUUUUCUCACAUUUUUGCACAGUAUUAAUAUUAACCCACAUUUCAUUUAACGAGCCAAGUCAGUUAUUUCAUAUAUUACUGCACAAAAUUCGUAAAUAAGUUUAAUAUGCAAAUAUAUCUUAGGUAGAAAAAGUAAUUCGUAAAGCGCCACCAAAGACGCUGUUGCUGCGAUAUUAUAAUUUUUCCAAAUCUUGUUUAUAUCAAACGAAAGAGAAAUUGUUGAAUAAACGGUAGCAAAUUUGUUAUUAAAAAGGGCGUAUGAUGUUUAAAUUCACGAUUAAACGUGCACAAGGGUACCUUUUUCUUUUAAUACGUUGUAGAAAUGAAAAUAUUCGAGGUAUGCGUGAACCAUUUGAUUUUUAAUGUAGAAACAUUUUUAAAAUAGGCAAUACGAUACGACGCGAAAGAUACAUAUAAUAUUUUUUAUUUUUAUUUUUUUUUUUUUUUAAUUUUCGAGUUUAUUGUCAUUCGCUACGCCGUGUUACCUUUAUAACACCGUUAGAAAGUCAUAAUUUUAGAUUAUAAGUUUAUUAUUGCUUAUUUCAUAUACGAUUGUAUAUGCAACAUAUUAGAUGUACAUGUAUAUUUCUUGAUAUCACAGCUUUAAGUGGGUAACAAGCUACAAAACGACUGGUAGUAGCGCUCACAGUACAUUGUAAUGCAUGCUAUGGUUUAAUAAUAUAAGUUGAUAAUUAUAUAUUAUUUACACAUUCUUAAUUCUUCGUGGAUAAUAAGCCUGAGGAGAUAUCGGUACAUUGAAAAAUAAUUGAAAUAACAAUAAAUUUAAGAGCGAUCGAAGAUGUAUUGUAAAAGUAACGCUUUAUAAGCUUAGUAAUAAUUUAUAAUUUAUAAUUUUAAUUUAUAAUACGUAUAAUGUAAUUGGAAUCAUUUUUCGUUUUCUCUUCCACUUAUAAUGUGUUACUUGGAAAGGAUAUGAUGACUAUUGAAAGUUGAUCUCGAAAGAAGGAACGUUGCGUUUGAAAUACCAUUUGUUUCACGACUGCUAUCUCCGUGGCUUCGUACUUUAAUGGUGUACGAAUGGCUUUAUAACGUUUAAAUAUAAGAAACUGAUAACACAUAGUAUUUGCAAAGUAUAAGUUACUUAUAUCUUAACGGAAGUGGCCGUCGCUUCUUAGAGAUUCAUGACAUUAUACUGGAAGUAAUACCUGUACCUAUGUAAUAUUUUCUCGAAGCUAAUGGGGCAAUAUCGAAGAAAAAUUUUUCUAUUCUUUCUAUAAAAUUUGUUUAUCACAUUCGUAUCACGCAUUGAUCCACGAUCUUAUGAUCAUUUAUGCUUAUCGCAAUAGCCAUUUAACGCUCGUCAAAAUCAAUUCAUUUUAUACACAAUUCAUACACAGCAAAGUUUAUAAUCAUUAAUUAGCAUAUCCGAUCUGUGUUGUAAAGCGUCUCGAGUUAUCACUUUUUUUUCAUUAGUUCUGCGGGUGAUUUUUUGUUUCUUUUUUUUUUUUUUGAGACAUUGGCUAUUGUGGAUUGAAAAAUUGCUACAAAAUUCGUGAUCUAUAUUACAGUUUUCGGCUUGAAAUUUUUUAUAUCGUCGAAUUCUUGCAACCCAUUAACUUCUCUUGCAACAAGGACAACGUCUUUGGCACGUUGUAAAGCGUAAAAGAUAAAAGGAGGAAUAAGAGAGGAAAAUUAUUGAUUAACAUGGAGACGUUAAGAUCCCAUCGUUGUAUAAUGUUUUAGAAAGAAAAGAAAAGAAAAGAAAAGAAAAGAAAAGGAAUAAAACUACUUUCUCUGUAUCUCUACAAGUGCCUGGCGUUUCGUCCGUAAAGUGGCAAACAAUAAGAUUGAAUUAAAUAUAAAACCACAAAUAUAAACGAUCUUCGAAAUUCUAAAGAGAUGAAUAAUAUCAUGUCGCGGGUGUUGUGUAACGAUAAAGCGUCGAAGUUAUUCUGUAAUAUUUUGACGCUGUCGAUAAUAAUUAAUUAAGAGAUAAAAACUAGGCAAUUAAUAGAUAUUUGUUAAGGGGCGGGUUGUGUCGUUUUAAAUAGGACGCUGCACGCUGAAAGUAUAACAAACAUAAUUAUAUUUGUUGGAGUCUUAUCGAAAUGCCGGGUAAAAAUGUUAUUUAUUAGAGAUAAGGUAUAUAUACCUAUUAUUAAUAUAACGUAUGUAUGUGCAUAUAUAUAUAUAUAUAUAUGUACAUACAUACAUAUAUAUAUAUAUACGUAUAUGUAUGGCAUAGGUACAUAUAUAAAGGCAGAAUACCACGUAAUGCGUUAUAUAGAGCAUAACAAAAUCUGUAUAUAUACACAUACAUAUAUAAAUAUAUAUAUAUAUAAAUCCAUAUAUAUAUAUGUAUAUAUAUAUAUAUAUAUAUAUAUAUAAAAUUAAAAACAUUCACGUCACAUAUAAUAUAUGUCGAAAGAAGAAUAACGUCAACUAUGAAACUGAUUUUAAUAUGUCACACCAAUAAUUAUUAUACAUAAAAUCGUUAAAGAAAAAGGAAACUCAAAAAAUCAUUCGAUCGUUUUUUUUUUCACUUUUUAACUGAUACUUCCCGCAUCUGCAAUUACGAGAUGAUGUAUAUCGACGACUUCACGCGAGACGAAUAAAAAUAAAUCUGUAAAAUAUUUAUUAUACUAAGGCGAGAGAGGAAGAGAGAGGGAAAGGGAGAGAUAAACAGAAGAGCAGAAAGAAUGGAUAUAGUUGAAAUAUGAUAUUCAAUAUUAACAUAAUGCGUGUCGAGAAGCUUACACAAUAACAUGAUGUGCGAACAAGAAAACGUAUGAGAUAUUUUUUCUUAAAAAACUAUUUGUAUAAAAACAACCAAAGUGCAUUUCCACACAAACGGAUUAGACUUUAUUGUCGCUGACAAUUAAUAUGAGCCAUUUUAAUUAUCAUCGUUAUCAUUAUUAUCAUUGUCAUUAUCAUAAUCAUUGUCGUCGUCGUCGUCGUUAUAUUAUUAUUAUUAUUAUUAUUAUUAUUAUUAUUAUUAUUAUUAUUAUUAUUAUCAUCAUCAUUAUCAUUAUUAUUAUUAUUAUUAUCAUCAUCAUCAACAUCAUCAUCAUCAUCAUCAUUAUUAUUACUAUUAUUAUUAUUGUUAUUAUUAUUAUUAUUAUUAUUAUUAUUAUUAUUAUUAUUAUUAUUAUUAUUAUUAUUAUUAUUAUUAUUAUCAUUAUCAUUAUUAUUAUCAUUAUCAUCAUCAUCAUCAUCAUCAUCAUUAUCAUCGUCGUCGUCGUCAUUAUUAUCAUUAUCGUUAUUAUAUUACAUAGUCGGUUUUAAUACAAAUUAAUAUUAUAUCACAUUUGCACAUACAUUGUAAAAGAAUUAUUUUAACAAGAUAUUUCGCAGUCGUAGCUAAAAUCCAUGUGCACUCUCGAAAAUAAGUAGAAUAAUAAUUAUUAAUCGUCUCUGUUAUUUCUCCGUCGUUUUUAUCGUCAAUGCAAUUUUUAUCAUCCUUUUUGCUUCGUCUACAUGUGUGGUUGUGCAUAGAUCCUUAAAAAAGAGAAAGAGAGAGAGAGAGAGAGAGAGAGAGAGAGAGAGAGAGAGAGAGAGAGAGAAUAUCGAGAACCCUUUGAUAGAUAAGCGUCGAUUAAAGCGAUCUUUGCUUCGUUAUAAUUUGACGAUGCACUCUGAUAACGAAGAAAAGUCUCUCAAUAAAGUUCUCAUCCUCGUGUAAUACCUCUUACAUUACUUCGCCGUUGUAAUAUUCAUAUUACGAUUAUAUUAUCUCUAUUCAGGUAAAUGUAAAACAUGUGAAUAAUAAUUUAUGUAAACUGACCAGGAUGAGAUCUCAAAGCGAAGUAUAUAAAAAGGUAUCGCACCCACAACAGGCACUUAUACGUACCGAAUUGUGUAAUACAUGAAAUUUUACAAUAAUGUCUAGACGUAAUUUUUAGCUUCACUAUCGUAUAGAAAAUUUCGAUUAAAUGAUAAUAAUAUAUUAAUUGUAAGGUAACGCAAUUUGCGAUUAUGCUCUUGUAAAGAACCCAAACACCUAUCGGUUUCAUAUGUAUAUACGUUUUAAGCAACUAAUUAAUAUAAAUUCAUCGGAGAACUCUGUAUAAAUCUUUAAGAAAGAUUACGUUAAGUCAAUAUUUUAUGUAAUAAUGUUCAGAAUGUCAUUAUAUCGUUCGUCUGUAGGAACUUAAGAAUUUACCUCCAUCAUUCUAAGUGUAAAACGGUGACCGUCGCAUAAUAAAAAAUGCAAAUAGAGAAUUAAAGAAACAAAAAAAAAACAAAAGGAGAAAUAGAAAGAGAAAAAUAGAAAGAGAGAUAGAAAGAGAAAGAAGACGAAUAAGAAAAAUAAAUAAAUAAAUAAAUAAAAAAGAAAAAAAGAGUACUAAAAAAAUAAAAGAGGAGAUAAAUCUGCGAUGACUGAUAUGCGACGUACGCGAGAUAUUUUUGGGGAAUAAAUAUUUAUUCAAUAUUUUAUUAAUCUAUCAUCGCGAUAAAACGCAUACCGAUAGUUUAAAUAAUAGUACAUACGUGAAACUUUAAAUACCGUUGCAGAGAUAAAUAAAAAAUUCGUGUACACCUCUUCUCACGAUCACUUUCUACGCCUACGUGAUAUAUGUCGAACGUAUAAAAAGAAAUAAUAAUAAUAAAAUAAAACAAAGUAAAACGACAAACAAAAAUUACAAAGUAAAAUAAAAUAAAAUAAAAUAAAAGAAGAAAAAAAAAAGUAAAAAAUAAAGGAAUACGGAACUAUCAUCUUUUUCUCGGUCAAUUCGAAAUAAUCAUCAACAAUGUUUAAGGAAAAAUUUACGUCUCGCCGAUAUCGACACCGAUCUUCUAGAUAUUUCAAUCCUGCGUCGUGCAUAUGUGGAAAAAAAAAAUAAAAGGAACAAUUUAAACGUUAUUUAAUUAAUUGAAAUGAAACUAUAUAAAUGACAACACCAAAAAAAAAAAUCAAGUAUCGAUUUAUAAAUUAAAAAAAUAUUAAUUCGAGACGGUACUGGGCGUGUGUUUAAUUACAAUUAUACGAAAGUAACACGUACGAAUGAAAAUGUGAAAGUGAUAGAGAUAGAAAAAGGAAAAGGUCAAAAAAGGAGAAAAAAAACGCAAAAAAAAAAGAAAAGAAAUAAAACGAAACAUUUCAGCUUCUGUUCACACUUCUGAGGGAACAUUAAUGUUUCCACGCGCCAUAUGUACGUGUUAUAAAAACAAAAAAAAAAAAAAGAGAACAAAAAACAACAAAAAGGGUGUGAAAAGUCGAUGACGUCUUUGUAAUCUAAAUUAAUGCGAACAUAUAUUAUUAUGUAUGAGAAAGACAAAGUACAGUGAAAACACCAUAGAAAACAUAAUUUGAAGUACGGGUUAUCGUUUAUUUUAGUCUGGCGAUUCCUUAUGUAUAGGUUUCUAGGCGAAGGUACAUUGUCAUAUAAGAUUUAUUAUGAAUGUGCUAAAUUUAAUGACAUACAAAUAAACUUUGAAAUCUAA